Jatropha curcas is the source of this 1798-nucleotide messenger RNA. RefSeq lists its product as hypothetical. NCBI's taxonomy places the organism in Eukaryota, Viridiplantae, Streptophyta, Magnoliopsida, Malpighiales, Euphorbiaceae. The record is from RefSeq and is a predicted model, not a curated record.
UUUCCAUGGCAACUUCUGGCUCCUGCUCUCUUCUUGUCUUCUUUUUAUGCACACUUUGUGCCUUCAUCACUAAUGGAACUAGAGCAAAUUCAAAUUGGCAACCUCAUUAUUACAAGAGAGACAAAGCUACACAAAACUGGCUAAACCAUGGUGGUGAUUUACAAAAUAGAAGAUAUGCAAAUAAAGAGACCAAAAUCAACCCUAAAACUGCUUCCAAGCUAGGUUUAAAAUGGAAAUUUUUGGCAGGUGGAGACAUUUCAGCAACACCAGCAAUUUUUAAUGGAACCCUCUAUUUUCCAAGUUGGAAUGGUUACAUUUAUGCAGUUAAAGCAUUUGAUGGAAGUCUUAUUUGGAAAAAGAAUUUGCAAAAUCUUUCUGGGGUUAUUGCACCAAGCUUUUUGUCCUUGUUGAAUGUGAACUCUACUGCUUCAAGAUCAACACCUACAGUUGUAGCAGAUGCUGACUUGCUUAUAUUUGGAACUUAUGGGCCAGCGGUUGUUGUUGCUGUUAAAAGAUCAACAGGAGACUUCGUUUGGGCUACUCAGGUUGAAACCCAUUUGGCUAGUGUUAUCACCAUGUCUGGAACUUACUACAAAGGGAGCUACUACAUUGGAGCAUCAUCAAUAGAGGAAGGUGCAUCAAUUGCUCAAUGUUGCACAUUCAGGGGCAGUUUCAUAAAACUAGACCCAAAAACAGGCAAAAUACUAUGGAAAACCUACAUGUUACCAGACAACUUUAACAAAACUGGAAAUUAUUCUGGAGCAGCUGUGUGGGGAAGCAGUCCAUCAAUCGACAAACAUAGGAACCUCGUUUUUAUUGCAACUGGUAAUUUAUACUCAGUUCCUCAACAUGUUCGUGAAUGCCAAGAGAAAGAAAAUAAUGCAACCAAGCCUACUCAUUUGGACCAGUGUUUGGGUCCCGAUAUCCAUUCAGAAUCUAUCUUGGCCCUUGAUUUAGAUUCUGGAAAGAUUAAAUGGUCUCAUCAGCUUGGUGGUUAUGAUGUGUGGUUUGUAGCUUGCAGUAUUAUAAAUUUUACAUCUCCUGAUUGUCCAAUUCCUGGACCUAACCCUGAUGCUGAUUUUGGAGAAGCACCGAUGAUGUUAAACAUAAAGGUCAAUGGAAGUAGGAAAGAUGUUGUUGUUGCUGUUCAAAAAAGUGGGUUUGCUUGGGCUUUGGAUCGUGAUGAUGGCAACCUCAUUUGGUCCACGGAAGCAGGACCUGGUGGCAUUGGUGGUGGUGGUACCUGGGGAGCAGCCACUGACAAAAAGAGGAUUUACACUAACAUUGUGAAUUCUGAUGGUAAGAAUUUCACUUUAAAACCAUCAAACAAGACAACAAAUAGUGGUGGAUGGGUGGCAAUGAAUGCCCAUAAUGGCAAAGUUCUAUGGUCUGUACCAGAUCCUAGCAAUGCUUGGGCAUUUGGCCCUGUUACUAUUGCUAAUGGUGUCCUCUUUGCUGGCUCAACAUUUAGAGAAGGACCCAUAUAUGCAAUUGAUGCCAAGACAGGAAAAAUUCUAUGGCGGAAUCACACUGGAGCCACCAUUUUCGGUGGUGCUUCGGUGAGCGAUGGAUGUAUAUAUUUUGGGCAUGGAUAUAAGGUAAGCACUGGAACUGCAAAUCCAUUAUUCACUAGAGGGAAAUCACUGUUUGCAUUUUGUGUCACUUAGUGCUUUUUUCCUUAUGAUGGAAAUAUUAGACAAGAACUGAACUGAAUAUGUACUUUGAGUUUAUGUAUGUUUAUUUUCUUGUAAUAAUUUCUGUUGUCAAACUGAUAAUAUUAAUUUUAUUUUUAUCGUUA